AUGACAAAGAUUAUGAUGACGGCUGCUUGGAUGGUGAUGUUGGGUUGCACCAUGAUCAGUUUGUGUCAAGCCAGCUUCUAUCAAGAGGCCGAGGUUCUUCACGUCACCGGAAAAGUACUUUGUCAAGACUGCACCCAAAGCUACAAUGAAUGGGCUAAGGGCGGUAAACCCAUCAAAGGCGCGAAAGUAUCUAUAACUUGCAUGGACGAUAGAAGCAGAGUGAUAUACUACGGAAGCGAUGCGACCGAUGGAGUUGGGGCCUACGAUCUAACACUCAACAAGUUCGUCAAUGGAAAGAAGUUAAACCUCAAAAACUGCUUCGCCAGGCUCGUUUCUUCGUCAGACGAAGUUUGUAACAUUCCAACCGACUUCAACGGAGGGAAAUCUGGCAUCAAACUUGGGCGACCUUCAGCUGUCUACAGGGGAAGCGUGAAGCAUGUUCUUAAACCUUUCUAUUACACAACUCCCAUGUGCGAUGAGCCCGACACUACCCAUGGAAAAGAUGAUCACGAGGACUCUUAA
Molecule: messenger RNA, 522 nt
Organism: Impatiens glandulifera
Lineage: Eukaryota; Viridiplantae; Streptophyta; Magnoliopsida; Ericales; Balsaminaceae
Product: pistil-specific extensin-like protein
Exons: 2
Coding region: 1-522 (173 amino acids)
Source: RefSeq, a predicted model, not a curated record